This is a messenger RNA of Ustilago hordei, 468 nucleotides long. RefSeq lists its product as uncharacterized. The record is from RefSeq and is a predicted model, not a curated record. The transcript has a single exon. Lineage: Eukaryota; Fungi; Basidiomycota; Ustilaginomycetes; Ustilaginales; Ustilaginaceae. Bases 1 to 468 code for a protein of 155 amino acids.
AUGGCGCCAAACCCACCCUCUUCGACCGGCGCAAAGCCAUCAACCUCGAAUACAGCCCAAGCAAGCGACGCUUCGCAACCAUACAAGGAUGACCCUGUCCCUUCCUAUGAGACUGCCAUUCGAGAAGGUGCUGGUGGCGGUAUUGGCGCCGGACCUUCUUCCUCGUCUUCCUCGGCAGCCCCUUCUGCUCAACCACCUCGAUCCGUUCACCCUUCCUAUGGCUGCUCACCCUACACAUCGCAUGGUACAGCUCGAAUUGUGAUCGUCCCCGCUCCUCACUUCCACCAUCCUCACAUUCACACUGGACACACAGCUAACGAGCCUCUCUUGCCCUUGCCUGCCUCGAUGGAACCAGAGCGAAGAGUGCCAAGAGCAAAGCCUCGCUUCUUCCUCGCUUUGCUAAAUGCUCUUCUCAUCUACAUUCUUAUCAAUCUUCUCGUCGACCUCACCGUCACCCGCAAUUGGUGA